This is a messenger RNA of Haliotis rubra (blacklip abalone), 2848 nucleotides long. RefSeq names its product thiamin pyrophosphokinase 1-like. The transcript is spliced from 7 exons. Bases 273 to 1007 code for a protein of 244 amino acids. The record is from RefSeq and is a predicted model, not a curated record. NCBI's taxonomy places the organism in Eukaryota, Metazoa, Mollusca, Gastropoda, Lepetellida, Haliotidae. Gene Ontology annotation, molecular function: thiamine diphosphokinase activity; ATP binding; thiamine binding. Gene Ontology annotation, biological process: thiamine diphosphate biosynthetic process; thiamine metabolic process.
UCAAUGAAGGAUCCCGUAUUCUAUAAACAUGACUGUGUUGAUGCUUGCCACACGUGAUGAGUUAUUAACCUAGUCGGAACAUUCAACAUUGUUCACAAUAGUGUCACAGAGUAGACUCAAGCUGUUUAGUCGGUACAUAAAUAGAAAGAGACAUUUGUCUUUCAUGUUAGAUAUCAGUGUUACAUUCAGAUUGUAUUGUAUGUUUUAAGUAUCUAUUGACAGCCAGCCGCUUUAAUUACCACAUUUCCGCAUUGUAGAACUAUACGAGAGAGAUGUCAACCCUGUGUCCACUGUCACCGCUAUUAUCUUCAAGUGGUAUACGAACAGUGCUUCUCAUUCUCAACAGGCCAUUACAACCUGACAUAAAAGUUCUUAAACAGUUGUGGUCCAAAGCUGUUUACCGAGCCUGUGCAGAUGGGGGUUCCAACAGACUGUACAACACCAUGGGAGAUGACCGAGACAGCUACAUGCCCAACAUCAUCACCGGGGACUUCGACUCCGCUCAUAAAUCUGUGCUUGACUACUACAGGAACAAGGGAGCGGGUGUUAUCGUCACUGAGGACCAGGAUGAAACAGACUUCAGUAAAUGCCUUCGAGUCGUCGUAGAGAAAACAAAAGACUUGAAGUAUGACCUCAUAACAGUAAUCGGUGCAUUUGGAGGCAGGUUAGAUCACCUGUUUGCCAAUGUCAAUACACUGUACCUGGCUCACUCCCUCACUCAGAAGCCAGUUGUACUCAUCUCAGAAGGAUCCGACGCUUGCUUGCUCGGCCAGGGCAAGCACAUUCUGAAAGUUGAUACUGGGCUGGAAGAUGAUUGGUGUGGCUUGAUCCCUGUGGGUGCCACAUGUGAGCAUGUGACUACCACCGGACUGAAGUGGAACUUGAAUAAUCAAGCCCUAAAGUUUGGUGACCUUAUCAGUACUUCCAACACUUACGAUGGUUCUCAAGGUGUAACCAUAGAAACCGACAAGCCGUUGUUAUGGACAAUGGGGUACAAGAGUGUAUGAAAAAGGAAAAUUGUAUGGAAUGUUUCUUCCUGAUCCUAACAUCUUUUUUAGAGAUUUACAUGUUAAGAAAUAUUUUCAAUAUUUUAUUACCAGUAUUUAAGGUACAACUGACAUUAUUUUCUUGUUUCAUCAUGGUGAUUGGUAUAUAUGGUAAUAUAUACUACUCCACUGUUAAUUGGGAUAUGUAUUAUUAUAUACAUAAAUGUGAAAGACAGAGAUUUCUGAGUUUAAGAAAAGUGUUACUUUCACUUCAGUGAAAUCUUAUAUUCCUACAUAUCACUUUGCCGACAGUACUUCAUGGCUACACAGACUCUUCUGUUUAGUACCUCAUCACACAACACAAUUUCUGCCUCCUGUUUAAGUUUCAGUGGAAAUUGUUACAAAUGUUUCUAUAUUGGGAAGCAUCUGUACAUUCAUGAUAAAAACAAAUCAGGUGUACCUUAUGUAUUAUCCAACUGAGGUGUAAUAGGGGGAGAUAGUAAUCGGUAUGUCUAUCUGCCGUACCUGUUUGUCCACGAUCAUUGGAUCAUAUCUCUAAAACUAAUGUGAUUCUUUCAUGAAACACAACAGAUCAACUGGUGCCUUUUCCUAUUAAGGAUGUUAUAGAAGUUGACGUAUUUCCUUUUCCAUGGCAAUAAGUUUUACUUCGACUCAAGGAUGUGCUUUUCCAGAGCAAAUUUCUAAACUAUCAGCUUUCUUCCGUACACCCACACAAUGACCAAACUGUAAACUUUCAAUUAAAAGUUAUAGUGUUUUUUAUAUGUUUUAUAAAUUUGGUAUCUCAUUAUCAUGAUUUCUCAUGUUUAUGUUCAUAUCUCUGCGCAGAUUACGGCAUAUUUUACCAGCUGUAUGACGUCUACUAAGUCACAUUUUGUGUAAGGAUCUGAGAUACAAAUACAAAGCCCCAAGCCCAGUUCAAUGUAUUGUUUUUAUAACUCAGAAUUUGAUCAUGUGCAUGAACAGUCAGAUUAGAUAGAAAUACUCAAUCAAGUUGGACAGCUCACUCUUGUGGGACGUGCUUUAACAAUCAUUAUUUGUACUUUCCAAAUUGUUGGAGAAUGUGUUAUAUUCUGAUGACUUUUGUUGUGUUUUUAUAUUCGGUUAAAUGCUACUCAAGUUUUGUGCCAUCAUCCAAUGCAGAGUGAUUGUUAUAUGUCUAAUGGUGUUGUAUAUGUUAUGUCUUAUAAUCCUGAGAUACUUGCUAGAAGAAGUUUUGAUUACAAUCAAGGUCUGGAAAUAAUAUGUGGAAGAACAUAGCAUAAUAUUUUUUUGAAUGUUGAGGGAAUGGUGGUGAAAGGCUGCACCUGUUUUUUUGUAAGCACUUUGUAAACAACUGCAGGUCUUAAAUGUCCACACCUUAGACAGUAUCCAAAGAUGUAACACUCCGUAGGUUCCUCAUCCUAGAUAAUCUACAGGGUAUACGUUCCUAUAAAUCAGAACCCUGGAUGCAUCUCAACUUCCCAGCAUAGACGCCUGAUUGGAUAAAAAACCAGCAAAGGGAGGUAAUAAAAUUAUCAGCUGAGACGUAGAUGCAUCCAGGGUACUAGUGGAGAUUAUCGAGGAUGUACGUUCCAAUAUGACUGGAAUGUGCUGAGUGAUCAUCAGUUUCAUUACAGUACAUAAAGUAUCUUCAGCCACAGCAUGUCAGUUUCUAUUUGUGCAAUCAUACAGCUGUUUCAGGGUCUGUAUCAAAGCCUGUUUUGGGCGAUGAUUGAUAUCCUUGGUUUGGGAUUUUCUGGUGUAUGUUUUAUAUGUGUAUAAUUCCAAAAGUCAGAUUGAUUUUGCAUAUCAACUUGAAUCAAAUGUCUGUGAUUGAUAAAGGAUUAAAAUCAAGUUUAUCA